AUGAGUACUAUUAACAACAAGCCAGUCGUCAGAACUGGCGUCAAUAUCUUCAUCUUUAAUGACAAAGGUCAAUUUGUGCUGGGACGCCGAAAAGGCAGCCAUGGUGCAAACACCUGGGGUCUCCCUGGAGGCAAAAUGGAGUUUGGCGAAGACUUCGAAGACUGCGCAGAGCGCGAAGUUAGAGAAGAGACGGCCUUAAAAUUCUCCGACCUUGAAUUCCUUACUGUUACGAACGAUGUCUUCACGGAGAAGAAUACGCACUACACUACCAACUUCUUUGUGGCCAAACUUGACGGUGACCGAAAAGAUCCUCUGCUCAUGGAGAAAGAUAAAUGUCUUGGAUGGAAGUGGUUCACCUGGGGAGAAAUCGAGGAGCAUUAUAAGGCACCUGAUGCAGUUAAGAAGGACAAGAAAAAUAAAUUUGAGGGGCAGGAACUGUUCCUCCCUAUGUUGAGCUUGUUCCGGCAACGAGCGGGGCUUCAUCCACUGAAGGCAUAUGAAGCGAGACUAAGAGAAGUACACAAGGAGCCUGUGAUCGGUCUUGCAUCCAGAUGA
Messenger RNA from Aspergillus pseudonomiae, 555 nucleotides. RefSeq names its product nucleotide triphosphate diphosphatase NUDT15. NCBI's taxonomy places the organism in Eukaryota, Fungi, Ascomycota, Eurotiomycetes, Eurotiales, Aspergillaceae. Gene Ontology annotation, cellular component: cytosol. The coding region runs from base 1 to 555 and encodes 184 amino acids. The transcript is spliced from 3 exons. Gene Ontology annotation, molecular function: 8-oxo-7,8-dihydrodeoxyguanosine triphosphate pyrophosphatase activity. Gene Ontology annotation, biological process: dGTP catabolic process. The record is from RefSeq and is a predicted model, not a curated record.